This is a messenger RNA of Aspergillus pseudonomiae, 1719 nucleotides long. RefSeq lists its product as uncharacterized. The transcript is spliced from 6 exons. The record is from RefSeq and is a predicted model, not a curated record. Lineage: Eukaryota; Fungi; Ascomycota; Eurotiomycetes; Eurotiales; Aspergillaceae. The coding region runs from base 377 to 1216 and encodes 279 amino acids.
CCGACCCGCCGCCGUCAGAGUGGUAAGGGGGCCUAGCUUUACUCCUGCCGCUUUAAGCAUCUCACUAAUAGCAUCGCUUAGGAGCCUCUGCCUUACCACAAAGGAGCCGCGACUUGUAUGACCAGGUCUUAGCCACGAGGGGGUAUGCAACUCAACACGACUUUCUUUGGUAGAUAUACCUGCUAAGACGCCUAACGACAGAGAACUACCACGUUCCCAGCCAACUCUACCGUCGCCCGAGUAUGCAAAUUCUCCCAGGUAUCAGGGUAAUCAUAGCCUUCCCUUCCAGGCCCCUAACGAGCAGCCCCCAGUACCAAUUCAACAACCUAGUGCCACCCAUCCUGGCGGUAACUAUACUCUCGGGCAGGGCCACUUCAUGAGCCAGCCUCAGUCAGCACAUGCCAAUAUAUCUCAUACUGGUCAUCACCUACCUUCCUUGACUAGCCAUGGCACCGGAGGCGGUCAGGGUUACAUUGGUUGUCUACCUCAUCCACAAAGUGUGGACAAUGUGACAUAUGCGCUUUCCAAAGCCACGAUUGGGCCACCUUCUCCUGGAUCUCCUGUGUAUACCAGAGACAAUAAGGGGUAUUCAUCGGCCAACAAUGCCACGAGUAACGGACAAUUCACUCACCAGAAUAUUCCCCCGCCUGUCAGUUCCGGUCCUACACCCAGUGAACCGCUUGAUAGUCGUUACAGAGUGCAGGAACAUCCCAGGACGUUUUUCAAAGUUGGAAGAGUUUUUGCUGUCGUCUGGCACGAGGGCAUGGGGAAUGCAGCGCCUCUGAAAGGGGGUACCAAAAGCCAUGCAAGUGAUCGUGAAUUGAUAACUGAGGGAAAGUUCGGCGCCAAGAUCUUCACUGAUAUCCGCCGCAUGGUAGUCUUCAAGGAACAAGCUCAGUGUGCAUGGUGCUUCCCGGUGCACACCUACAGCCGUCUGGGCGUCGCCAAAGCGAGUGUGGAUCCCUCGAAACAUGCAAUCAUCUAUAUAAAAGGCACACGACCGGCGUACGGUCCCAACGAGCCAAAAAUGACAAAGGACCCCCUGGAGGUAACUCCUGAGCCGUAUCAAAAGCUACACAUGAUGUCUCGAUUGAACUUUGGUAAAAUUUAUACAGUUGAACAUAACCAAAGGGUUCUUCCCGUUGGGAAUAUCAGCGAGGAAUCCAUGGCCAAGUUCCAUUUAUAUGCGAAAAGGGAAACCGAACUUGGCUACUAAGGGACCUCCAAUGGAGAACCUCGCAUGUGGUUCAGCGGCAAUCUUUGCUUCAUCUUCGUCCUUUCUGUUAUUUUGGCUACGAUCAUUGGCUUUCUUGCGAGUUCUUCUUUGAUAACCACAUUGUCGACCCCUUCCAUUAAACGAAUGCAAUUGCUCGAAUGGCCUGCUGAUAUGUGUUAAGGCAAACCUGAUUUGCUACUCCCAUUGAUACGUUAUUUAUUGCUAUGCAUCAUAUCUUCAACAACCUCGUCGCAUUCAAUUUUCUUUCUCUAUCGUGCUACACCACUAGGGAUUAACUUAUGGCAGCCGUGCUCAACCAUGGCCCACGAGUGUAUCUGUUGUGUUAAUGGAUGCAUAGCAUGAUGAUAUAUUACUAUUACGCCUUCCUUUGUGAGAUAAUACGAGACUUCCGAUGAUUGUACCCUCACAUGUUGAAACCAUCGUUAGUUUACUGAUUUCUGUUACAAACUCAUUUCUAUCGACUUGAAGUUGUGAAAUGUUAC